Amphimedon queenslandica is the source of this 1148-nucleotide messenger RNA. Its product is annotated as coiled-coil domain-containing protein 42 homolog. The record is from RefSeq and is a predicted model, not a curated record. Lineage: Eukaryota; Metazoa; Porifera; Demospongiae; Haplosclerida; Niphatidae. Bases 91 to 1056 code for a protein of 321 amino acids. The transcript is spliced from 10 exons.
UCUAUGAGGACUGGCAUUGCUGCAAGAAUUAGGGUGGGGCUCCUAUUGUGGGCGUGGUUAAAUUUGCUACCAUGACAACAGAGCCACAAGAUGGCCAGAGCAGGAGAUAUGGACGAUUAUUUCAAGACCACAUUCGAAGACAAACUUUUAGUUAAAAUGCCUGAUAGAAACUCUGAUCACCUUACUCCUGCAACAAAACUGUUAGAGAAGAGAAGAGAGACUGCUGAGGUUGAGCAGGCACUGGGAACACAGAAAGAAGAAUUUUCCAUGAAAAUGGAGGCCCUGCAGCAAAGGAGAGAUGAGCUGGAGAGAAAAGAAGUCAAAUUGAAGGAACAGCUAUUCAGAUUUGAUGCUUUUGUCAAAGAAAGUGACCUCAAAAGAUCGAGAGCUUUGAAGAAGACCAAAGGAGAGCAAGAUCUCUGCAAGCAGAAGGACAAGGACAUACAGAGGUUGCAAGAAGAAAUAUUGAAACUAAGUGAAGUUGUUAACAAUCAGCAAGCACAAAUCAGCAAAUACACACUUUAUCAGAAGUUCAUGGAUAGAGUCCUUGAGUUCACACCAGAAUUUGAUGAGUCUCGGGAGAUCAUCACGCGCUAUGAGGCGCUACGUCAGACAAGGGAUGACCUUCUAAAGACUGAAAUAACUAACCAGGACACCAUUGAAAGUGAGAGAGCAAAACUAGCAAAAUUCAUUGAGGACAUGAACAAUGAAAUACUUCACUGCAACAAUGAACUUGCAAGACUACAGACAAAGCUCGAAGAUGGAGAAAAUGAAGCUAUGAAAUGGGAUUCAGAGUGGACCAGGAUACAGACUACAGCAGCAAAGAAGACGCUGCUACUAGGACAAAUAAAAAUGGCUACUCACAACCUCUAUGUCCUCGUUUAUAAGCAUUUAAAAAAGAAAAUACCUCCUCAAGAGUCCGGAGAGACUCUACUGCAGCUUGAUAAAAUUCAGAGUUUUGUGAAAGACCUCACUGAAAUAGUUCAUGAGAUUAAGAGACAUGAGAGUGCUUCUGCUCCAAACAUGCAGUUACUGGCAUCACCAAGAUAUAACUAAUACCUAAUACAUUAUACUCACACACAAAAAAAAAAACAAAAAUGCAUGCAUAUCUCAAUUGCAACUUAAGAUCUUCAUGUUUCAUGAUUGUA